AUGGCUGGAGGCAACCACACCCCGGUGACCCAGUUCGUCCUCCUGGGCCUGACCAAGGUGUUCUUGCUGGCCGUCAUGGCCUACGACCGCUACACCGCCAUCUGCAACCCCCUUGUCUACGCUGUCUCCAUGUCCCAGAAGGUCUGCGUUCGGCUGGUGGCUGGCUCUUAUGUCGGGGGGGUCUUGAACUCACUCGUCCAAACGUGCUGCUUGUUGCCCUUGCCCUUUUGUGGCCCCAACGUCAUCAACCAUUUCUUCUGCGACACCAACCCCCUGCUGAAACUCACCUGCUCCGACGACCGCCUCAACGAGCUUCUGCUCGUCACCUUCAAUGGGACCAUCUCCAUGUCCGCCCUCUUCAUCAUCAUCAUCUCCUACCUCUACAUCCUUUUCUCCAUCCUGAGGAUCAGGUCAGCCGAAGGGAGGCACAAAGCCUUCUCCACCUGUGCCUCCCAUCUCCUGACCGUCACCUUGUUCUACGUGCCCGCAGGGCUCAGCCACAUGCAACCGGCCUCCAAGUACUCCCUGGAGAUGGAGAAGGUCACCGCCAUCUUCUACACCCUCCUCGUCCCCAUGCUCAACCCUCUCAUCUACAGCCUGAGGAACAAGGAUGUCAAGGAGGCACUUAGGAAGGCCACGGCAAAUAAAGUUUUUGUGAGGUGCCUGUUGGCCAAACCGACCCCAAUUAGUUGA
Calidris pugnax (ruff) is the source of this 693-nucleotide messenger RNA. Its product is annotated as olfactory receptor-like protein COR8. The coding region runs from base 1 to 693 and encodes 230 amino acids. Gene Ontology annotation, molecular function: odorant binding; G protein-coupled receptor activity; olfactory receptor activity. The transcript is spliced from 3 exons. Gene Ontology annotation, biological process: G protein-coupled receptor signaling pathway; sensory perception of smell. The record is from RefSeq and is a predicted model, not a curated record. Lineage: Eukaryota; Metazoa; Chordata; Aves; Charadriiformes; Scolopacidae. Gene Ontology annotation, cellular component: membrane.